UAAUACCUAUACUCCUUUAUGGAGAACCGGGACUUAGGCAGCUGAGAAUCAGGGAAGUGCUUUAAUGUAGCAACAAAAGAAUUGUUUCGUUCGUAAAAUCUUCUCCUUCAUCACCAUGCAGUAUGUGGACUUGAGCAGGAUUCCUAAAGCACGCCCUCUGCACUAGGGCAACACUUCAGCUUGCCUGGCCGUCCAGUAAAAAUUAGCAGGAGGACGGUUUCCAGCUGCCUCUGCAGAUAUUCAGAGGUGGAGACAGAGCAAGAGUAGGAGUAUGAGAAUUAAUAGCAGUAUGAGAAGUAGCGGUACAAGAAGUACUAGAUCAUCGAUGAUCUCAUCGAAAGAAAUGGUCACGCGUCUGGCUUGUGGCGUGUGUCUGAUGACGAUCGCCAUGUUGACUUGUGGAGACCUCGCUUCUGAUGAGAAUUGUGCAGACCUGGAGUUUGAAGGUUUCACAAAUGGAGACACUGUCCGCUUAGAACAGUACUCUCACAUCAACGUGACCUUUCACCUCGACACCUCAAAGUGCCCGGACUCUGUAGACUCAUUCUUCAUGAAAGUGUCAUCGAAGGAGCAUAGCUUCGCGACUGCAUCAUCAUCAUAAACAAACAGAACUGCAGUAUCGCUGAUGAGUUUAACUGUCAGUGCCUAUCAGACCCUGCAGGCUGGGUCCGCAUGUCCAGGCACCUCAACGUGUCCGGCCAGGUGCCGAUCGUCUGGAGGUGGAGUGAACGGGGGUCAAAGAAAGGCCAGGGUAACGCCAGCCUCGUGUUCGACGUCUUUGAAAAGAAAACUGUCUUCCAAUGGGAUGGUAAGUGCUACAAAUUUAAUUAAAUGAUUAACACAAAGACUGUAUAUAGUUACAGAAUGAUUGAUUAUCUAAAGUGAAAAUUGUGUGCAAAUAUAUAAAUGUUAAUGUUUGAAAAUGUAUUUGUGAGGAUGAGUGUCUGAAUGUGUGUUUGAGGGACAGAAAGGGUAAAAGAGAAUAAAUUAAUCAUUAUAUAAAAUGGAUGUAUAAAAAAAAUUAAAUUACAUUAUUUUUGUUUAAAGAUCAGGGAACUAGUCCAACUACGCUAAAUGAAAAAUGUUGGUUUCAAUUCUGUGUUCUACGUGUGCGAGAGAUGGAAAUUUAGAACUUUUCACUUUUUGAACUGGUCAACUCGUCGACCCCACAAUUACUUGUUGUAUGCAGUUGGAUACAGAACCUUUGUAAACACGAAACCUUAAAGAUUUACCCAGCUGGUCUUAGUUAUAAACAGAUUCUGGUAGGUAAAUAUAACAUAGUAUAAAUUUUGUUAAUUUCCGCGCCCAAAAAAAUAGCCGUUUAUUUAUCGUCUAAUUUCACAAUCAGUGAUUUACACCCAUAGCGAGACCUGCGAAAUCCCGUACACGCGCGCGAAUAACGUGUGACGUCACAACCGGUGCGUCCAUGCUGUCUCGGUAAGCAUGUAACGGCCAGACAGGAGCAAUACAUCAGGUUAAUCAGAUGAUCUUCAUCUGUCGUGAAACGCCGUUCUUUAGCCUCGAGCCUGAAGAUUGCGGAGGUUAAAAACACUUUAUGCUCCGGCAGCAGACGACAUUUUACUUCACAACAUCACAUGGUAAGUAUCGUUGAUGCCUGAUUACUAUUUCUGUUUGUCCGCUUACUGACUGUUACAAAACCCUUAAGUUUACAUCUGUGAUAGCGACCUUAGUGUCAGGCGGUAUACCCAAGGUCGACACUGUCAGAAUAAUCUCCCCUUGGCUCCUUUGCACUAUAACUGGUGUAUCUGAUCUUCAGAAGCCCAACAUCUGAUUAACCCUUCUUCCUCUAAGUGGCAUGAGCUCUGGCGUGCUCUGAGCAGGCCUCGAGAUAAAGAAACGAAAGUAUGGCAUUGCUCUCGUUAAAAGUCCUCUUCCGAACUGUCUUCCACUCAGAGACACUGGUUUAAACUUUAAUAAGAAACUCAUCCGGUGGGAGGAUGAAAAGAGUUCUGGUAGAUGUGACGCGAUUGCACUAGUUUGAGGCAACGAUUUAACAAAAAAAGACUGUAGCAUAAAUCUCUCGAUUUAUAAAUACUUCAACCGACCAAUUUGUUAUUAAAUUCAACUCAAGUCCUUAUUUUUUAGGCAAAGAAUAAAAACCUCAAGCAGGAAGAUCAUUUAAGUCAAACAACAACACAUAUCUACAGUUUCUUUUUUUUACUCUGAAAUAUAUUUUGUCAUAUUGGUACCAUCUUCAUCGUGUCAUUACAAUGGAAUCGCUAUGUCAUUCAUUUCUCCAAAAAAAUUAUAAAAUUAUUCAGCAAAUCAAAAUGAGUGAUAAAACUAAUCAAGGGUAUUAAUUGAAAAUUAAUUCAAAAGCAGGAAGUUGUUAACCAAAGACCAUAUUCUUCCUUGUUCUUGACUCUCCCAGUGCUAAAUCAUGGAAGUAAUACGAAAUCUCUUCCUUCGGGUCAAAGUUCAUUUCCAAUGAGAACUCGCUUCCUUUACUUGUGGCGAUUCGACUUCAAAACAGCGGGCCAUAAAUCUUGUGUUUCUUGAAUACUCUACGUGCAUCUUCGCCAGGAUCUAUUGUACUUACCACUAUUAUCGAUAACAUCAUCGAUGUAAUGAGCAUCCUUGUGCAUUGUUACACGUGUCUUCUGCUGGUCGCCAUGGUGACGCAAAGCGUCUUUGGUUCAAAUGAGAUGUGUACAGUCAUAGAGUUUCAUGAAUUCAGCGAUGGAGAUAUUGUCAAAGUUCAACAGAAUAGUUUCUUUGACGCCACCUUUUACCUCAACGCGUCAAAGUGCAGGCAUUCUCCGGACUUUUUCCGGGUCAAAGUGCUCUAUUCCCAAGAGAAUUUUUCUGUGGACGUCUGCAAUGUCAUCUUUCAACAUCACAUCUGUCACAUCACGGACAUGUCUUCAUUUUGUUUUUGUAAGAACGACUCAAAGAAGUCAGUCCGACUGUACAGAGAGUUCAAAGUGUCCGGCAAUGUUUCUUAUAUCUGGAAACUGAGCGAAUCACCCUACGGCCAUGUGCAGAAAAAGGCGCAAAUCACAUUUGAUGUAGUAACCCUCAAAAAGAAAAAACAACUGCUGCUCUUCAAAAGGCUGGAAGCUCUUAUAAAGAAGAAACAACUACUGUCAUUCAACCAACUGAUGCCCGCGCAUCUUAACUGCCUUGAGUCUGAUCCGGAGGAGGAAACUUCAUGCGAUUGACAACAGACCUGUCUUUAUAUUUUCCAUGAAUAAAUGUAUUAUCCUCAUUUUGUCCCCGUCUCGCAGUUCUUUUGUCGGGAGGUAUACGUUUAUCUUAUAGUGUGGCUGUCUCUUCUGCAUUAGGGGGAUGUGCACGAUUUAACCGUCUUGUCCUCUUUACAUUAGUAUGGCUGGUCAGACCUUUGCAGCUUACUCAAUCCAUCACAGCUGUCAAAUCUUUUCCAACAGAUCCCUUGCUUUACCAAGAACCAGUUUUAAUGGUAUAUGUCCCACUUAACGCAAUGCAAAAUAAUCUCAAAUAUUAUGUUAUAAAAUUAUCCAAUAAACAGUAUUCUGCACACAGAAUCUCAGUUAAUAUCAUCAAAAAUUAACCUUUCACUAAAACAGCUUCGCGACCAAAUAUAAGCACACUGCAUUAUGUGCAAACAUGUAACUACACAUUCAUACACAUACAAUUUCAGAUAUUCAAUUUUCUGCUAUAUUACACAUUAUUUAUAGUCUGCACUAAAACAUGUUUCUAAACAACGUUCUUAUCAGUGUAGACAACGCAACACCAUUGUUUUUCAAAAUAUUUCUAAUACAUACACAAAUUUAGACACGAAAAAAAUAUUUCCACUACGCACCUCUAGUCAGUGACUCUUGUCCCGUAAAUUGUAAACAUCCUCGGAUAAACCUGAUUAAGCUUCGUUAUUUAUCGCAGUAUGCGAGAUCAGUAUCUGGACACGCUUAUGUUUUGUGUGUAUGUUUUGUUCUGCUUAUGAAGAGAAGAAUAUAAAAAAUAAUAAUUCAGAAAAAAUUUAAAUAGAAAAUAAAGAGUACAGCUAAGCCAGAAGAACCUGUUUUCUUGGGAAGACCUUGAUAUAAUUAUAAUACAAUCAAACAGGAAGCUUACUACCGAUGUUUUGUUGUUUGUAAAGUGAAAGAACACGUGGCAAGAUAGACAAUGUGUAUGCUUGUAUGGUGUGUGCUUUUUGGGUAUGACACUACGCAAGAGAUGUGAUCUAGUGAUCAUUACAUAUCGACAACUUACCGAGAGGUGUGCAAGCCCGUUAGAUAUAGAAUGUGCAUCAAUUGUUCGGGAACACUCACUCCCUUACUCAUCCACCCACCGACUCACACUCACUUGCAUAACCCAUAGUAAUUGACUACUAUGAAGGCAUAAUUAUGAGCAUAUUCUAUGUUAUUGAAUACAACUCUGUAGAAGUGCUACACACAUCAAACACAUCAUCUACACUUGUUACAGAGGCUUCCCGUCUUUUCUCAGGUUUCUUAGCCGGCGGUAAAAAUGGCAAUUGUCAUGUGACACAGGCAGCACAGCAGACAGUUCAUCAUUACCUAAAGUAUUACUUACAUUAUGCACAAUCGGGUGAAAUAAACCUCUUGUUAGAACGAAAGAUGUAAAAGCAGCAGAAGACUCCAACUUUACAGGCAGCUCACCGAAAUUCUUCUCCCGCAAGGGUGUGGCAACCGGCCGGAUGUCUACUAUUCAAAUUUGCGAUACGGACGAGAGUAACUAUUUCGUUGGUGAUGU
This is a messenger RNA of Pomacea canaliculata, 4713 nucleotides long. RefSeq lists its product as uncharacterized. The coding region runs from base 2589 to 3182 and encodes 197 amino acids. The record is from RefSeq and is a predicted model, not a curated record. The transcript has 8 exons. NCBI's taxonomy places the organism in Eukaryota, Metazoa, Mollusca, Gastropoda, Architaenioglossa, Ampullariidae.